AUGGCCGACAUUACUCAAGCGCAGAGCAUCAUCAUUGUUGGCGGCGGCAACUUUGGUGCUGCAACCGCGCUCAGCCUGGCCAAGAGCCACAAGGACAAAGUCGUCACGCUCAUCGACACAACGCUCCUCGCCAACCCGCGCGCCGCCUCACACGACAUCAACAAGAUAGUGCGGGACGACUAUGCAGACAUUCUGUACAUGCGCAUGAUGGUUAAGGCCAUGCAGCAGUGGCGCGAGGACAAACUAUACACCCCUUACUACCACCAGGUCGGCAUGCUGCGGGCCGAUCCGGGAAACUUCAGCAAUGGAAGCAUGCGCAACUAUCAAAAGCUGAAUGUGCAGAGCCGCGCCGAGUGGCUUGACGUCGAUGAGGUUCGGAGGCGCUUUAACGGCGCCUUUGCUGACGGCGAAUUUGAGGGACUUGAUAAGAUCAUGUACAAUCCAGAUUGCGGCUGGGCCGAGGCCGACAAGGCCCUCGGGGCCGUCCUGCAGGCUGCCCAGGCUGAGGGGGUGCGGCACCACGUCGGCGACGUGGAGAAGCUCAUUUUCAACGAAGUGGGUGCCUGCGUCGGCGUGCAGUUCAGAGGCGGCGACGAGAUGCGCGCGGACGCGGUGCUCCUCUGCACCGGGGCUCGGACACCUUUGCUCCUGGCCGAUAGCGCGCCUGACAGAGCGGAGUUGCAUGCAGGCCAUAGGGUCGAGGCCACGGGUGCCGUCAGCUUCACGGGGCGCUUUACCGGCGCGCAGAAGGACAAGUACACGGGCGUGCCGGUGUGCAAGAACGUCCUGCCGCAGGUCAAGGGCGAGAGCAUGGGCAUGACUGCCGAGGGCGUCAUCAAGUUCAACUGCGACAUGAGCUUCACCAACAUGCAGCUUCACAAGGCCUCGGGCCAGCGCAUGUCGAUGGCGCCGGAUGACGAGCAGUACGCCACGUGGUUUGGCCGCGCCUUCUCCUCGCGGUUCGAGAAGAGAGCGCUCAGCACCAUGAGGGGCCUGUACGGCAAGGAGGUCGAUGGCGUCAAGAUUGAGAGGUUCCGCAUGUGCUGGGACGCCACGACCAAGUCGCACGACUUUCUCAUCACGCCGCACCCCCACUGCGCGAACCUGUUUGUUGCGACGGGCGGCUCGUUCCACGGGUGGAAGUUUCUGCCCGUCAUUGGCGAUUACAUUGUCGACAUGCUGUUCGGGCGACUGGCGCCCGAGUAUGCGGACCGCUGGGCUUGGGACCCGGUCAGCGAGGACGAGCACAGGGCGAAUCCGACCUACGACGUGGAGUUUGACCUGCCCGAGUGGCUGGAUGGCGGCAUGCAGUGUACGACUUGGUAA
Verticillium nonalfalfae is the source of this 1326-nucleotide messenger RNA. RefSeq lists its product as uncharacterized. Lineage: Eukaryota; Fungi; Ascomycota; Sordariomycetes; Glomerellales; Plectosphaerellaceae. The record is from RefSeq and is a predicted model, not a curated record. Bases 1 to 1326 code for a protein of 441 amino acids. Gene Ontology annotation, molecular function: flavin adenine dinucleotide binding; sarcosine oxidase activity; saccharopine oxidase activity. The transcript has 2 exons.